This is a messenger RNA of Haemonchus placei, 1059 nucleotides long. The record is from the annotation of a GenBank genome assembly. NCBI's taxonomy places the organism in Eukaryota, Metazoa, Nematoda, Chromadorea, Rhabditida, Trichostrongylidae.
AUGAAGACCCUUGUCAUUUGCAUCGUUGUCGCCUUCUGCGCAUUAUAUGCGUCAGCUACCCUUCAGAAUGUCACCGUCAAAGGAGUUGCCGUUUGCCAGAAGAGGCGGAUGGCCAAUCAGCUUGUACAGUUGUGGGACCGCGAUACUUUGGAUCCCAACGACCUUCUCGCUGAAGUGCACACCAACAAAGAAGGCGAGUUCGAACUAUAUGGAGAGGAGAAUGAGGUCGGAAGCAUUGAGCCGUUCAUCCGCAUUCAUCACAACUGUAACGCCAAGCCGGGCUGCACUCGUGUUGGCGACUACGAGGUGCCGAAAAGCAGAAUCGGAGGCCUAUACGAUAUGACGUACGUGACUUUGGACAUCAGUAUGCGAUCUCUGGUACUUCUCGCUGUUCUGGCUGCAUGCUAUUUCUCCGUUUCGGCUAAAAUGCAGAACGUAACCGUCAAAGGUAUUACCGUAUGCAACAAGAAACGCCUGGCAAACGUCCACGUCGAGCUUUUCGAUAAGGAUACUCUUGACCCUAACGAUCUUCUCGCAGAGACGCAUACCAAUGCUGAAGGCGAAUUCGAACUAUUCGGUCAGGAAGACGAGGUCGGCAGCAUUGAGCCUUUCAUUCGCCUUCACCACAACUGCCAAGUAUCGAAGCCGGGUUGCAUGCGCAUCGGAGAUUACGUUGUCCCGCAGGACAAAAUCGGAGGCCUUUACGACAUGACAUACGUAACACUUGAUAUCGUUGUCGCAGGCGAGAAGGAGAAGUUUGACCCCCAUGAUCUUCUCAAUGAAACCCACACCAAUCUUCAAGGUGAAUUCCGAUUGUAUGGAGAACAAGACGAGGUGAGCACUGAACUGGCAUUUCAUAUCCUUCCACUUCUAAUUAGGCUUAUUCAGCUCGGAACCAUCGAACCUUUCAUUCGCCUUACCCACAAUUGCAAAGCCAAGCCGGGUUGCGUGCGUGUAGGUGACUACGUCGUACCAACGGACAAACUCGGAGGAGUUUAUGAUAUGACUUACGUCCCGCUCGAUAUCGUCGUUUCAGGAGAAGGGGAACAAUGCGUUUGA